Molecule: messenger RNA, 4308 nt
Organism: Cladocopium goreaui
Lineage: Eukaryota; Dinophyceae; Suessiales; Symbiodiniaceae
Source: the annotation of a GenBank genome assembly
GCCAAUGGGGUCCGCAAUCUACUUCGACGGCCAAGUGGCUGAAACCUGGUACGCCGCCCCCUGAUGUGGUGACCAGCUAUGUACUGGGACCCGACUUUAGCCUUAAGGAUUUGCGCUGUCACAAAAACAGAGCAAAGCCAUUCUUUGACAUGACCCGUGCUGACUCUCCAUCUUCAGUGUUUGCCCUUGAAGAUAAUUUUGGCUUUGUGCUCACGUUGGCCGUGACCUAUGCUCCGGAUGGGUGUUUCCCACCACAUUCUCACUUCAAGGAAGUCUUUGUGGAUAUGGCCGACACCUAUGGCAUCUUCCCUGAGCGCACUAUGCGCAGAGUUGUGAAGGAUAUCACAAUUGACUGGGCACACUACACUGGUGGUCAAGCCAGGGCUAUGGGAAUCCAUGCCUUGAAUCUUGCUGGGAGGUCAGAAAAAGUCGCACUGCUGAAGAAGGCAAUCCACAUGGCUCUUGUGGAAGGUGCUGCACCUCAUGAAGCAGGGCGGGACCCUGUGGACUUGGCGAAGCAACGGUUUGAGAAAGUACUCCGGCAGGAUAUGGCCAAGGGGAACAACUUGGAGAAGCCAGAAGCCAUCGAAGUGACCAAGGCUGAACCUGAUGCGGGGGACAAGAAGGACACGCAAGCCAUUCCCAACCUUCCGAAGGCCCAACCGAAUGUGGAGAACAAGAAGAAGGAGCUGGCAACUCCAAGUCUUCCCGAGGCAGGUGAUACCCUGAUUCGAUGCUCCAAGGCCCCGGAUGUCACUGCCGACAAGGUGGAUGGGUGCUUGGGCAAUCGCCAGGAGAAACAUCCACUUCUGCCUUCCCCCAUUGUGACCACACCGGGUCUUCCGGACCAAGCUGCGGUACUGACCGAGAAGCUUGCUGCUGUGAAAGAUGGGGGUGACCUGCUUGCGGCGCAGAACAAGGUGAUGAAAGCUGUGCUCCGUGGAUCUAAGAGGCCAUCGGAAGAGGGUCAGGCAGAACCGCAGGAGAAUGAAAAUGGGGAACCUCUCAAAGUGAAGAAACCCAGGGGGGCAGCGAAAGCUGCAGCAGCCAAGGCAGCAGGCAAACCAGCAACAGCGGUGAAAGCUGCAGCCAAGAAGAGAAACAAACCCACAGGCCAUGGAGAGGCUAGUGCAGCUAGUCCUGCAGACCAUGGAGAGGUUAGUGCAGCUAGUCCUAGUGAUGCUAAGCCCGAUGAGGAUGGAGGGGGUGAUGAUGGCACCAAACCGUUGACGGUGAAAGAACAGUGGGAUUUGAAGGAGCCCAAGCUGAAGGCUGUGGGCAUCCCCAUUCCGGAUUCGGCGGGUUCAAAGCAGUGGGCAGUUGAUCAGCUGUAUGUGAAUGCGGCCAAGGGCAAGCUCAGCCCUGGCAUCAAACAUAAUGCCAAAGGCAAUGGUAUGAUCUCAAGCAUCGAGGCCCUGAGAAUGAUUUCACUUCAACUACAGGAUUUCUUGUUGCUGUUCGAGAUUGCCUCCGGCUUCGGCCGGGUGGCCUUUUGUGGGGUGGGAUACCCUGUGCCUCGCCAGGCCUUUGUCCACCUGGGAAACAUCUGCGCAGCAAGGUUUGCGAUGUUGGCAGCCUUAGCGCUGUCGGUUGGUGCCCACUUCUGCGUCUUGGAUUGCCAAUUUAUCCCGACAACUGGUCAGGAGGCCCUGCGCUUUCCAAAUCAGCUGCAUACCCACGAUGCUUCGCGGACUGGGCAUGUGAUGGAUCAGUACCACAUUGUGAAGCUCCUGCAGACUAUCGCUCUGAAGCGGGUUUUCAAACUUGACCUGGCCAUGCCUGUGCCACCUGAUACCUCGCCAGAGGUGAAUGAGGUCAUUGAAGAUUCGCCAGUGGUGGAGUUGGACCUGAUGCUAACCUCUGACGCAUAUCCCUAUAGGGAGGAACAUGGACCUGUUGAUGACAUCUCUCGGCUGCCCACGUUGGAACUCUCUCCUUCUGUCAAUGCUGAUUUGGAUGGAUCACCACUGGAGCCUACACCUGAGCCUGGACCCGUGGAACCCCCAGUGGCCAGAGCCACACCUGUGGUGCAUGUGGAGCAACCGGUCCUACCACCGACAACUGUGGUGACUCCUGGUCCGUUUGUGGAUGUUAGUGCAGGGGGUGACAUACCAAUAGCCACACCCUCAAGAGAAGUGAUGAAACAAUAUUGGUCGAAGUUCAAGAAAGCAAAGGAUGAGACCAUGAAAUCACAUGUGACCCCAAAUGCCGCAAUGGCUAGUGUGGUAGCACCUGGGUCUGCACCUGCUAUGGUCACACAACCCCAUGACGUGGUGGUUGCAUCGCCUGCCACUGCCAGACCUGUGGAACCUGCUGUGGUCAUACCACCCCAUGACAUGGUGGUUGCAUCGCCUGCCACUGAAAGGCCUGUGCACCCUGCUGUGGUCACACCUUCCCGUGAGGUGCCUGCACCUGAUGUUGUCAUGUCACCGCCUGACCUGGUGGUUGCAUCGCCUGCCACUUCCAGACCUGUGGAACCUGCUGUGGUCACACAACCCCAUGACAUGGUGGUUGCAUCGCCUGCCACUGCCAGACCUGUGGAACCUGCUGUGGUCACACAACCCCAUGACAUGGUGGUUGCAUCGCCUGCCACUGCCAGACCUGUGGAACCUGCUGUGGUCACACUACCCCAUGACAUGGUGGUUGCAUCGCCUGCCACUGCCAGACCUGUGGAACCUGCUGUGGUCACACAACCCCAUGACAUGGUGGUUGCAUCGCCUGCCACUGCCAGACCUGUGGAACCUGCUGUGGUCACACAACCCCAUGACGUGGUGGUUGCAUCGCCUGCCACUGCCAGACCUGUGGAACCUGCUGUGGUCACACUACCCCAUGACAUGGUGGUUGCAUCGCCUGCUACUGCCAGACCUGUGGAACCUGCUGUGGUCACACAACCCCAUGAUGUGGUGGUUGCAUCGCCUGCCACUGCCAGACCUGUGGAACCUGCUGUGGUCACACCUUCCCCUGAGGUGCCUGCACCUGAUGUUGUCAUGUCACCGACUGACAUGGUGGCUGCACCACCUGCCACACCUCUAGUGGUGACUCCUUCCACACCUGCUACACCUGUGGAACAUCAUGUGGCCCGUGAGAGUACUGCAGCAAUCAAAGCUGCCUUGACCCGUGCGACCACCGUCGACCUGACUGGCCAAGUUGCUCCAGCAAAUGCUGACGCGCAAGCUGAUGCUGCUGCAGUGAAAGCGGCAGAAGUGAUGUCCUCAGGGUGUGGAAACAAGUUCGAAUGGGACAAGCUCUAUGAUAUGUUUCUGGAGUGCAAGGGUGACUGGCUGAAGUCCACCCUGGUGUUGGAGUCCCUGAACACCCAUGCUCACGAGCGGGCUGGUAAGUGGAAGACUUUUUCCAAGAAGGACUUGAUGGAGAAGUACGGGGACGAGAUUGCAGUACUGGACCUCAUUGCCAGAAAAACCGCUGACAAUAUGUACGAGUCAGAUUUGAAUUUCCCAGACAAGGAAAUGCGCACAUAUUGGUGCUGGGAUCACAACGAAGAGGUUGACAAGAAUACCCGAAGCAAUACUGUUGGCACCCGUUCGGCUGGUGAUCUUGACACCCGCACUGCAGGUCAAAGCCCCUUGGAGUGGCAGGACCGACUGGACAUUUGCGAACGGGUGGGGCUGGGGGUGCUGGAAUGGCCAACUUCUAUGGUGGAUGCUUUGGUCCAGGACAUGGAUAAGUAUCUCUCACCCAUUGAGUCUGGACGUGGAGUGUUGGAGGGGUUCAUUGCUACUGGAUCCACAGAUGAUGACAAGAUUCGACUUGAAACCCAGAAACUGAAUAAUACCAUUUUGGAUUACCAGAAGGCCGCUGCACAUGCCAAGCGUCAUACGACCAAACCGAAGGCAAAGUCUUCGGGUGGCAGGAACAAGCCUGCAGUGGAAGCCGCGGUGCAAAGUCAGAUCUGCUGCAGUCUUCCGAAGACGUUUCCUUUGCGGACCAUCUCCUUGGAAGUCUUGGAAGGGGAGCCCAGAGUGUUCUGGGCAUACAAGAAUCUGCGGCUGCCAUGGUCCAGGAAUGCAAAGGAACCUUAUAACGUGGAGAUUCGCAUCAAGGAUAGGCGGCAUUCAGUGGACGCUUUCCGCACAAUGAUGCCUGGGGCCAGCCGUUGGGUGGCAAUCGUGUAUUAUGACAUCGCCGCAUUCCCACAGAUCCCACGACUGAACAUGGUCCAAUUCUUCAGUGAUGCUCUGUUUUGUAACACCUACAAGGCGCUCAACACCCACCACUUCAGGGAAGGACUGACGCUUGAGAUCAGGAUGUGCAUGCGCUGGAUGCUGCGAAUCGCCCACCCACAUGUUG